AAAGACUCCAAGGUGGGUGUCGAGCAUGUGAAAACGAUGUUCACAGCUUUGUGGGUCAAAUUAGGGAAACAUAACCAAGACUCCGCUGCGUGCAGUACAUUUGUGCAGAAAUGGCUGCAGUUGAAGAAGUCACCACUAUCACAGCAAGACCACCAAUAACCUCUGACUGGACAUAUAAUUAUGAUGAAGAAAAUUAUGAUGAUGACUACCCAGAUGAAAUGUGUAAUGCAAGCACCCUGGCACAUUUUAGCAAGGUCUCCAGUCCUCUUUUCUUCUCCUUAGUGGCAGUCUUUGGUCUGCUGGGUAACGGCUUGGUGGUGGCAAUUGUACUCAAGUACGAGAAUGUCAAAACCCUCACCAACGCCCUCAUCGUCAACCUGGCUGUGUCUGACUUCCUAUUUGCCACGGCGCUGCCAUUUUGGGCCUACUACCACGCCUGGGGCUGGGCUCUAGGAGAAACAGCAUGCAAGUUGGUGAGCUACGUAUUCAACGUGGGAUUUUCCAGCAGCAGCCUGCUCCUCAUCGCCAUGACGGCCCAGCGCCACGCUGCUGUUAUCAACCCCCUGUCCAGCCUUGUGUCAGCAGCAGGUAUCUGGAGCCUGCUGCCGUGCAUGCUCAUCUGGGUCACCAGCAUCCUGGUGGCUGUCCCAGCCUUUGUCCUCACCACCAUCGUGGAGCAUAGUGGUGAGAGUUACUGCGAAUAUACAGAAUCCGCCAGCAGCUUGUGGGGAAUCUACCAGCAGAACUUUCUUUUUUGCCUCAUCUCAGGCGUGUUUCUCUGCUGUUACUGUCAGAUCAUUUGCAGACUACUUCGUACUCCAGCGAGAAGACGCAAAAACAAAACCUUAAAGUUGAUUUUCACUCUCAUGCUUCUUUUCUUUGUGGGCUGGGCUCCCUAUAAUGUCACAAUCUUUGUUAAAUCUUUCCGUUUUUGGCCCCAGAGGCCUGUGGAUUCUGAAACUCUGGCGAGGCACUGCACUAGCCACAAGCUUCUGGACUUCAGCUUUUACAUCAGCAGACUGUUGGCCUUCUCGCACUGCUGCCUUAACCCCAUCUUCUACGUGCUAGUGGGCUCCAAGUUUAAACGCCACUUGAGGAAGAUGAUGGGGUGUUGGCGUCAGGGCGAUGGUGGCGGCGCAGGCAACGCAAGCGGGCAUCGUAACCGUCUGGUGAUCACAUCUCUGUCAAGCGGGGAUGAACUCUGUGUGUAGCUCAGCAACCUCUUCUAUAUGAUGUAAAAUAGCUAUCUGAAACCUCUUUUAAACCCAUUUGUAAACUGCUUGUAAACUGUUCGAUUUUAUCAACAACAAAAAAUGUCAGUGUUGUAAAUUGAGGGGGGAAGUCACUUUGGCAAUUUUCUAAUUUAAUUCUGUUGGAAAAUAUCAAUGUUUUAAUUGUAUUUUCUUUUCCCAAAACAUAUUUUAAUGGCUUGAUGUAAUUAUGGAAUAUGCAAAUCUGUAUUGGUCAAGAACCCUUUAACCCCGGUGGAGAAAAAAGUCUGACGCCUUCUCUGGAGGGUGAGACCAGCAACUUCAGACAUGAAAAAUAUACUACCUAUUAUUAGCCAGCAGAGAGCGCUGUUCUAUCAAUUUUAACUGUGUGGCCCUUGAAACAAACGCCUAUGUACAUAUGUUUAUUGGAAAGUAUAUAUCUGCCAAAAAGAUUACUGAUUGUAUAUCUUAAAAGGCAGGUUACAUAUUAUCCAUGAAUUAAGUCAUUCUAUUUGGUUAGGAGAAGCUGUUAAAAUUAUUUCUAAUAAAUAAAAUCAAUGAUAAAAUAGAAUCAAUUAAACACUGGCAAUUUUAA
Molecule: messenger RNA, 1806 nt
Organism: Syngnathus typhle (broad-nosed pipefish)
Lineage: Eukaryota; Metazoa; Chordata; Actinopteri; Syngnathiformes; Syngnathidae
Product: chemokine XC receptor 1-like
Exons: 2
Coding region: 111-1211 (366 amino acids)
Biological process (GO): immune response; chemotaxis; G protein-coupled receptor signaling pathway
Cellular component (GO): membrane
Molecular function (GO): chemokine receptor activity
Source: RefSeq, a predicted model, not a curated record